AUGUCAAUUAUGCUCUACCAACAGCUGUUCAUCUCCACACUCAUACCACUUGUUUCCCUGUACUUGUAUUUCAGGUCUUGUAGUAGAUCAAAGAAGCCAUCAGUCCUCCCCCGAAACUGGCCAAUAGUACACAUGUUCCCUUCUCUUAUUGCCAACCUCAAUUAUUUGCAUGACUAUUUCACCAUGGUGCUUGCCAGAUCAGGUCACAACUUCAGGGCGCAUGGCCUACCUGGGACCGGAAUGCGGUUCUUCAUCACUUGUGACCCUCCGAAUGUACAACACAUCUUCACCACGAACUAUGUCAACUUCCCAAAGGGCGCGGAGUUUGCUGCCGUCUACGACAUCAUGGGUGGCAGCCUCUUCACAAUCGACGGCGAGCCAUGUCGUCGGCAACGGCCUAUAGUACAGAGCAUGUUCAGCAACCCGCGGUUUGUUGCGAGUAUGGCGGCUUGCUGCUGCAAUAAGGUGGAGAAUAUCCUCCUCCCGUUGUUUAGCCACUUGGCAAGCAGAAGUGCUACGUUCGACAUGCAAGAAGGGAUGUCGAGGCUUAUGUUUGACCUGGCCACUAUGUCUCUAUAUGGCAUAGAUCCUGGCCUUCUGUCCUCAGACAUGCCGCCCAUGGAUGCUGCUAUCGCCAUGGACACUGUGAUGGAGGUGGGAUUUUUAAGACAGGGUGUGCCGGGCUUUUAUUGGAGGUUGAUGAGGCGACUAGGCAUCGGCUUCGAGAGAAAGCUAAGUGCGGCACAUAAGGUGCUACAAGAAUUCAUCACGGAGAUGAUAGAGAAGAGGAAGACCCAACGAGGACGUGUUGGUCUUGGUCAUGGUGAGGAACAAGAUGGUGUGGAUUUUUUGGCCUCCAUCGUCAAAGAAAACUAUGCUGACGAUGAGUUGUUCCGUGCGAUGCUCAUUGGCUACAUGAUUGCUGCGAGGGACACUGUCACCGCGGCCCUUCCAUGGAUCUUCUACAACCUCGCCCAGAACCCUAGCAUUGUGUCGAGCAUCCGGGAUGAACUCUCACCCAUUGCAUCACAAAAGGACGAUGGCCAUGAGGCGGGUACAACUGCGAUGCUAAUCUUUUAUCCGGAGGAGACCAAAUCUCUGGUCUAUCUGAAGGCUGCCUUGUAUGAGACUCUAAGGUUGUAUCCACCGGGGCCUUUUGAGCGCAAGACAGUGGUCGCCGAUGACAUCAUGCCAAGUGGCCAUGAGGUGCGAUCUGGGGAUACUAUUAUUAUUUCUUUCUACUCCAUGGGGAGAAUGGAGGGCGUAUGGGGUAACGAUUGCCUCGUCUAUAACCCUAAAAGGUGGCUCUCGGAGGAUGGCAGCAAGCUUAGGUACGUACCAUCUCACAAGUUCGUGGCGUUCAACUCAGGCCCAAGGAUGUGCCUUGGAAAGGACAUCGCCAUUAUGCUAAUGAGGACUGUGGUAGCUGCUGUGGUGUGGAACUUCGAUGUGCACUUGGUGGAAGGGCAGCGCAUCAAGCCCAAGUGGUCUUCCAUAUUAGAGAUGAAACAUGGGCUUAAAGUAAAUCUGAAGAAGCGUCAAGUAUGA
Hordeum vulgare subsp. vulgare (domesticated barley) is the source of this 1548-nucleotide messenger RNA. Its product is annotated as noroxomaritidine synthase 2-like. NCBI's taxonomy places the organism in Eukaryota, Viridiplantae, Streptophyta, Magnoliopsida, Poales, Poaceae. Gene Ontology annotation, molecular function: iron ion binding; monooxygenase activity; oxidoreductase activity, acting on paired donors, with incorporation or reduction of molecular oxygen. The transcript has a single exon. The record is from RefSeq and is a predicted model, not a curated record. Bases 1 to 1548 code for a protein of 515 amino acids.